AUGGCAGAUCCACUUUAUCUCCAAGAUGUGCAAUCAAGAUUGAUCUUCAGAAGGCUUUUGAUUCAGUGGACUGGAGCUUCAUACUCUCAGUCUUGCUAUUUUAAAGGAGCAAGGGGAGUGCGGCAGGGAGAUCCACUUUCCCCUUACUUGUUUGAUCUAGCUAUUAAUGUUUUGUCCAGACUAUUGGAUGCUACUGCUGUAGAUGGUGUCUUUGAUUAUCAUCCUAAAUGCAAAGGAAUUAAAUUAACUCACCUUUGCUUUGCUGAUGACUUGUUGAUUUUCGCAAAGGGAACAUUGGACUCAUUGAACUGUGAGAAAAGUGAGCUCUAUCAGGCAGGGGUUAGCAGGGAAGAACUUGCCAGAAUCCAGCAAGCUUCUGGGUUUAAGAUUGGUACGUUACCAGUUAGGUACCUUGGGGUCCCAUUGGUGUUUAGAAGGCUCACAGAGAAAGACUGUUCACCCUUAGUUGACAAGAUAACAGCAAGGAUUAAUAGCUGGGCUACAAGACACCUAUCAUAUGCUGGCAGGUUACAACUAAAAAGAAAAGAAGGAUCAAUAAAAGGAGCUAGAGUAAGUUGGAAGGCAAUAUGCUAUCCUAAGUCUGAGGGAGGGCUUGGAGUAAAAGAUAUCUUGACCUGGAAUCUGGCUUGUGUCUUGCAGAACAUCUGGUCAAUAAUUGCAAAAGCUAGUUCUUUAUGGAUCGCUUGGAUUGAAGUUUAUGAAUUGAAGGGAAAGGCCAUAUGGAAAGUAGCUGCCAAGCAAACUAGCAGUUGGAAUUGGAGGAAAUUGCUUCAAAUAAGGCAGAUCGCACAAAAUUUCAUUAAAAAGGAAAACGGAGUGGAGGUAUGGCCAUUUCCAAAAGGACGUUAUGAUACUGCCAUGCCGCUAAGGUUGAGAUGGAAAUUCUCUCUCAUUUUUUCUUCAAUAUCCGUGGUGGAACUUGGACUUAGUCCAUCAGUACCUGUUCACAUAGUUCUUCAAGACUGGAUAAGACACUCAGAUGGGAAGCUUAGUUUGUUGGGAUUUGUUAGACUUCUGCACUGGUUCACAGCACCUUCUCAUGUUUAUUUCUAUUCGUGUUUGGGGAUUUCUUCCUUUUCUUCGUUUUGCAGGAUUGUGCAGAUGAGGAUGCAUCGCAAAAUGUAUCCAGUGUAA
Durio zibethinus is the source of this 1155-nucleotide messenger RNA. Lineage: Eukaryota; Viridiplantae; Streptophyta; Magnoliopsida; Malvales; Malvaceae. The record is from RefSeq and is a predicted model, not a curated record.